AUGCAAAUCUGCGCUGGAGUGCAGCAGACCGCAACCGACGUCCUGGGCCUGCCCUUUGAGCAGCUGCCGCUGCUGGCGGAGCGGUUCCCAACCGCCACAACUGUCAUCAUCUACACCGACACCACCCCCAACCGCCCGCCCGGGAGCUUGGCGCUGACCACCCUCAAGCAGCCCCAGCUCGGUGGCGGCGGCUCAGAGGACCUGAGAGCUCUGGCGCAGCAGCUUGCAUUUGUGCCCGAUGGCGCAUGGUCGCGCGUCGCCAGCAUCCGCCUUGUCAGCGCCCCCGAUAGCACCGCCGCCGCCCCCGCCGCGGCGCCCCCACACGCCGCGCUGCCCGGCUGGCUCGCCGCACGCCUAGCGCGCGCGUGCCCCGGGCUCCGCAGCCCGCCGGCUGUCCUCGUCGCAGGCAGCGGGGUCGGCGGCGGCCCCAGCGAAGUCUGCGGCCUGCAUGAGCUGUGGCGCGCCGCAAACACCCUGACACACCUCGACCUGUCCGUGCCGCGCCGCGCCGCGCCCGUGGCCGCGCCGGCGCACUCCCUCUUGCGCCUGACCGCCUUGGAGCGCCUCAGCUGGCUGCCGGCCGGCGCCGGCAGGGGCAGCUGCGGCGCGGGCGCGGCGUUUGGCUCGGAAGAGCCGGUGGCCGCGCUCGCCGCGGCGCUGCCCGCGCUCUCGCGCCUGACGCGGCUCGAGGCCGCCCUCCUCGGCCGCGGCCUGCCCUCCCUGAUAAACCUCGACGCGCGCGCCCCCGAGGCGGACGCCGUCGCCGAUGGCUGCGACAGCGGCAACGGCUCCGGCGGGUGGCGUCCUGACGGCAGCCAGUUGGGGGCGGAGCGGCGGCUGUUCUACUCUAUGCUUGGGUGCGCAGGGCUUCGGGAGCUGCGGCUGCACGGCGACACCUGCGCGGCGGCGUGGGGCGAGUUCAGGACGGCGUGGGGGGUGCGGCUGGAGGGGCUGGCUGCGCUGGAGCUGCGGGGCACGCUGGAAGAUUCGUUCGACGACGCCAGUGGCGCCAUCCACAUCCCCCAGAAGCUUCUUCUUGACCCACCAAAGCUCUACGCGAUCGCCGACGCGUGCCCAAACCUACAGAGCCUCUCAGUCAGGGGCCUAAUCGUCAGCCUCUCUGCCAUCGCCGGCGGCGGCCACGGCGUGCUGCCGCGGCUGGUCGCGCUCGAGCUGGGCCGCCCGCUGGCGGCCGCGGCCGCCGGCCAGCUGGCGCGGCUCGCGCCGCGGCUGCAGGCGCUGGCCGGGCACGAGCACCUGCAGCAGCUGGUCUUGGACUGGCCGGAGCCGCGGCCGCCGAGCCGGACCGCCGCGGCCGCCGCGCGCCGCCGCCGCCGGCUGCCUGCGGGCGACCGCAACGGCGCGCUGCUGUGCCGGUGGCGCGCCGCGCUCGCGUGCUUCGAGGCCUCGGCGGCCGCGGCGCCGACGGUGCGCGCGCUGGCAUGCCGCCUGGCGGGGCGCUUUGAGGCGCAGUCCGUGGACUGGGCGGCGCCGCCGCUGCCCACUCAGGUUUUCGAGCCUGGCUUUACUGGCGACAGCGACAACAGCCAGUGGGUGCCAGAUGCAUAUGCCCGCCCGUCCACCUCCAAUGCGCAUGAGGGCGCCGCCGCCAGCCCCAAGGUGUCGGCGGCCGAAGCCUGGGGGCGCCUUGAGUCCCUGACGCUCAACCUGGACGGGCCCCUCGGCCCGCUGCUGUGCGCGGCUGCGGCCAGGGCGCCCAACCUGAGGCGCCUGGCACUGGAGCGGCCCGAGCUGCUGCCCGGCCGCCAGCCGGCCGCGCGGGCCGCGCUCGCCGGCGUGCGGCAGCUGCCGAGGCUCGAGUCCCUCCGGCUGGACUUGACCGCGCACGCAGCGAGCGGCGGCCCCGUUGCCGCGGGCGACCUGCGGGCGCUGCUCGCGCAGCUGGCGGGCGCCCGGCCGGCAGGGCUGGCGGAGGUCUCGUUGGUGCUGCCGCGGGCCGCGGCGGCGGGCGUUGGGUCGGCGGCGAUGGAAUCCCUUGUGCUCGCAAACCCUGGCCUGAGAUUCGAGUUUUUGAAUGCCUGA
Messenger RNA from Monoraphidium neglectum, 2043 nucleotides. RefSeq lists its product as hypothetical. The record is from RefSeq and is a predicted model, not a curated record. The coding region runs from base 1 to 2043 and encodes 680 amino acids. Lineage: Eukaryota; Viridiplantae; Chlorophyta; Chlorophyceae; Sphaeropleales; Selenastraceae. The transcript has 5 exons.